Molecule: messenger RNA, 1629 nt
Organism: Hippocampus comes (tiger tail seahorse)
Lineage: Eukaryota; Metazoa; Chordata; Actinopteri; Syngnathiformes; Syngnathidae
Gene: vcam1b
Product: vascular cell adhesion molecule 1b
Exons: 8
Coding region: 139-1629 (496 amino acids)
Biological process (GO): cell adhesion
Cellular component (GO): plasma membrane
Molecular function (GO): integrin binding
Source: RefSeq, a predicted model, not a curated record
CCGGCAGCAGGGGGCGCGCUCCUUCCCCGGCUCCGGUCGGGCUCGGCGGCUCUCGCUGAAAAACGAGCCGCUCGCUCACACGCGCGAAGGCGGACGCCCCGCUCGGACUCCCGCUCGCCUCCUCCGACCUUCAGCGCGAUGGCGCGCCGCGGGCUUCCUCUUGUCUGCCUCUUUCUCUCAGGUGCGCUGAUGUGGCGGCGGUGCGCGGCGGCUCUGCGGGUGGACCUUUCUCCCGGCGGGCCGCUCUUCAAGCUGGGCGAGCGUCAGCGGCUCGUGUGCUCCGUCGGCGACUGCCCCGUGGCGCCCGUCAUCUCGUGGACGCCGCUCGGCGACCGGCCGCUGAACGCCGGCGUCCGGACGCGGGACCGCCUGUCGGUGCUCACCUUUGACCCCGUGGAGAUGGAGCACGAAGGCCCGCUGCUGUGUCAAGUCACCUGCGGGGAGCAACGCAAAUACGCCAAAACGCACAUCAGACUUUACGCCUUCCCGUCGGACCCCGAGAUCCGAGGUGAGCGGCCCGUCCGCGCGGGGGAGGAGUCCACGCUGACGUGCGAGGUGCGUGACCUUUACCCCGCCGAGGUGCUGACUCUUGAUUGGCUGAGGGGAGGCCAGGUGGUCCGCAGCGUGGCGGGAGAAGCCGGGGCCGGCGCCGUCCGAGCGGCGUACACCUUCACCCCUCGCGGGGGGCCGUCGGGGGAGAACCUGACUUGCAGGGCCACCCUCGACCUGCGCGACCUGCCCCCCGAGGAGCGCACCCGGCAGACCGUCGCCCGCCUCCACGUGACCUUCGCUCCAGUGGUGACGGCGCUGUCGGACCCCGGCGCGGUGAUGUCGGGGUCCGUCCUGGUUCUGAGGUGUUCCGCAUCCGGCAACCCGGCGCCGGUCCUCACGUGGACCUUCAGGCCCGAGGGUGGCGGGUCGGCGCAGGUCAAAGGUCACGGAGAGGAGCUGGCGCUGGCCGCGCAGGCGGGGGAGUUCCGAUGCGAGGCCCGCAACCGCGAGGGCCGACACAGCGAGGCCGUCCGCGUGCGCGUCAACGCUCCGCCCAGCAACACCUCCAUGUCGGUGAGUCCGGGCCGAGAGGUUCCGGAGGGCCGGCGCGUCACCUUCACCUGUCGCUCCCACGGAGCCCCGCCCCCCGUCCUGGUGCUGAGUAGGGAAGGGGUGGAGCUCUGGAGGUCGGACUCCACCCCCUCGCUCACCUUCAGCCUGUCCGUGCGCCCUCAAGACCCCGCCCGCUACCGGUGCGACGCCACCAACGCCUUCGGGACGGAACACGUCACACGAAACGUCACGUUGGAAGCUCCUCCGAGGAACACGACGGUCACGGUGGCGCCGUCGGCGGCGGUGCGGGCGGGUCAGAACGUGACGGUGUCCUGCCGCAGCGUGGGCUUCCCGCCGCCGGACGUCACCCUGGAGAAAGCGGCGGACGGGACCCGGCGCCGCUCCGCCGACGGCGUCUUCCGAUUGGUCAACGUGACGGCGGGCGACUCGGGCCUCUACCGGGUCAACGCCAGCAACCGCUGGGGCCACCAGGUCCGCGUGUUCCGCCUGAGCGUGACAGAGCCCGAGGCUCCGCCCGCUCCGGCCGCCGUCCUGGUGCCGGACUCGGGGACCCUCUCGCGUUGA